This is a messenger RNA of Hydra vulgaris (swiftwater hydra), 1061 nucleotides long. The record is from RefSeq and is a predicted model, not a curated record. Lineage: Eukaryota; Metazoa; Cnidaria; Hydrozoa; Anthoathecata; Hydridae.
GGUGUUUCCAAAAAAUGGUUCGAAAGAAAUCUUCCGGCGCUCAAAACCGUGCUAAAGCUACUAAAAAAGUAGCAGAAGAAGCAAAAAAUAGACAGACUUUAGAAGAUAUGGGAUUUAUAACAAUAACGCAGACCAAAGAAAAUGCCUCUUUUCCAGAUCUCUCUUAUAAUGACCAUGACUCCCAGUCAGUCUAUGAGUGCCAAAAGGAACCAAUUAGCUCUUCUCCUCUUUUAAGAUCACCUGCUGCACUUAAAAUGUGCAAUUUGCAAGGCUGUGGAUCAGUGGGGAUCUUAAACAAUUCACCUGAAGCUGAGCUAAAUGAAUUUCAAAGUGACUCAUUAGAGUCAGAAGGAAGAACCUUAUCCAACAGGGAAGAAUGUAAUGCUCAACCUGAUUUGGUAACAAUUAAUGAUGACCCCUCUUUGUGGCCAGUUGUUUUAUGUCAAAAAGAUCGAGAUGUAAUCAUUUUAAAGGGACCCCCUACACAUUCUUUGAAGCAACGAGACUAUCCCCGUGAUUCUAAGAAAAGAAUUUUUCUUUUGAAUGUGUUUUAUCAAUCUUUGCUUAAUAAGGAAAAAGUAGAAAGAGACUUUUUGGGAAUCGUCCUUCUUCGUUGGAACGGAGGAGCUAGAGAUCAAUGGAGGAAACUCAUAGAUCGUGUGAAGCAGCAUCAAUCCAGCUCAUUGCACCAAAAGUUCUACAUGGAUUGGAAAGACGCAUACGCUCGUCUUACCAGUUCCACUGGUAUAGAUUCAGAGCUCCAGAAGCAAAUCAAUUCUGAAACAGGUAAAUGGAGGACAAUUCUUCGUGGAAUUUUGGAUGUGAAUCUUUUCUUAGCUUCUAGGAAUUUAGCUUUUCUAGGUGAAACAACACACGUGAAUGGGAAAGGAAAUGGAAACUUUCUUGCCGGUACGGAGCUUAUCGGUCGCCACAACCCCGUCAUUCUAUCUCACUUGGAAGAUGUAAGACGCCAUCAACCAGAGGGCUCCAGAAUGAGUGCUCAUUACCUCUCUCCAUCGUCUCAAAAUGAGUUCAUCAAAGAAUGUGGUGGUGUUAUCUGA